This is a messenger RNA of Cyclospora cayetanensis, 3180 nucleotides long. RefSeq lists its product as uncharacterized. The transcript has 8 exons. The coding region runs from base 1 to 3180 and encodes 1059 amino acids. Lineage: Eukaryota; Apicomplexa; Conoidasida; Eucoccidiorida; Eimeriidae. The record is from RefSeq and is a predicted model, not a curated record.
AUGCUGACUAACGUGUGGAAUUCCAUAUUGCCUGGCUGCAGGAACCGUCAAAACUGUCAGACACACCUGGAAGUCCUGCAGGCUGAUGAAGUGACAGAGCCAAGUGCGUUGCCAUCGACUGUGUCACGCAGUACCGGCGGCAGUGGCGCCAUGUCCCCAAGGCAUUCGACGGAGCAAACUUGCAGCUGUUCGGCUGAUCAGCGCAGCUGUACUACUUUGGGCCAGGAAUGUAGCUGUAUGAAGUGUAGUACGUGCCUUCAUGCCACGAGGAAGACUGAUUCUUCGGGUGGAAAUCCUGUUACGUGCGACUUGCAAGUUGCGCUGGUAGACUUCAGUUUGCAGCAUCAAGAGGAGCAACACGGGCAGGCGGAGGAAGCAUACGCAAGUAUUUCUGAAGAUGAGCAGAUUUUGCCGCCUGUAGAUCCAGUGGGUGCGCCGGAUGCGAGAUGUAGCCGUGAGUCUUUAGAAGAGGCUGCGGCGGCAGCGGAAGACCACCCAAGCGCGAUUCCUUCAACUCCGUUUCACUCACAUGAGGAGACGCAUGUCUGUGGACUCAGCUCUCAGAGGCAAGAGCAAUAUCUGGUGGGCUCUGUAGGCCCUUCCUUGGCAGAGGGGCCCAAAACGAGGUCCUCAAUUGAAUGCGAGCACACUGAAGGGUGGGAACACAUCCAAAACGAUAAUGGUGGAUGCCCGGUAGCAGCUGCUGUGGCGAUAGAAUCGGCUGAACAGGGGGUCAAUAUACCAGGCACUUGUGAGAAGGACCCCAAGAGAUCAGCAGGCAGUCUCUCUGGCAGGAGUUCGCCCUUAACAGAAUUCGAGUUUGUGCAUGGUGCCCCUGUGUACGAUGCCCUGCAUUUGCUGCGGCUUACCCAAAGGCAGCAGUUAAGGGGGUGGGAUUGGGCGUGCGCUGGCCUUGUCCCUCUGGCCUUGGUGGAAAGGCGCCAUGGUGACAGUCAUUCAGCUCCGAACGCCGCCGUCAGUGCAGCGGCCACAGCAGCUGCCGUUGGUGAAACGAUUGCCCGAAGAGGGAGUGCUGUUGUACAAAUCCUCAGAUCUGCUGUGCUCUCCGGAGUCCGUGCAAGGCGCGAGCCGAUCGAGCAUCAAGGAUCUUUACACCAGGUAGUUGCCCUCGGCAGCGGAGAGUUCACAGCUGCCGAGCCUGCCUCCACGAUACUAAGUGGCUGGUGCGGGCGUUGGCAGCUUACAUCCGUUGAUUCACCCAAGGGCAGCCUAAGUAGCUGCUGGAGCGGAGACCAGAGGAAAGACAGUGCUCUCUCGACGCCUUCGGAGUCAUCCAGCAAGAGUGGAAAGUCUCCAAGCCGUUCUUCUCGGAAAAGGCCUGCAGAGCCUCAACUACUGCAGCUGGACUCCGCAGGUGCUGCUGUUUGUUCUCCACGGCCAGCCUCAUGUGCGGCGAUAUCCGCAUUUGGAGUCCACAGUGACACGCAACAAGGCACAAUGCCAGCCUGUGAUGAACCUGCAGAAGCCUCAUCCUGUUCUGCUCAGGUCGCCCCUCAAGCUGAGAUAUCGUGCUCUGCUACAGACGUGUCAGAGCCUCCUGAGGGCGGAUACUCGGACGCGUCAGGCGGAGAGGGUCUGAGCUUGCUUCUGCACCAAGCACAGCAGCACUUGGAGCGCCAGUGCAGGCGGCGCUUGCAACGAAACGACUUGAGACUGAAUAUUCUCGCUACUGCUUUGCCUGGGGUGGACGUAGGCUGCUUUUGCCAGCAGAUGUUCGUGGAGUGGCAACAAGUGCGUCACCAACGGGUCUCUUGUGGGGAGGAGUCUGUUUUCCGUGUUCCUUUUGCCGCUCCCUUUGUGGAAGUCCCGGUAAUUGCAGCAACCAGUUUUGCCUCUGCUCUUCCUUAUUGUGAACUUCGCGUGCUUGAGAAGUGGGAGAGCGUCACGGCAGUUCAGGCAGAGCCUACAGAACGGAGGGUUCACGUCUGUCUUUUCCUCAUCCCGCAAUCUGUUCUGCCUCUAUCCACAGAGAUUUUGGCUCUGCUAAAGCGACUACGGGCUGUCACAUGCCUGCUUCCCUUGUUGGUCGUGCUGCAGCACACCACACCCGAUCAAAUUUCACGCGAUACACGGACUCUCCGCCUCCAACUCGCGUCGGCUGACUUGGCAACUCUAGAGGAGAUGUUCUUGCCUGUGCACCAGGAUGUUGAAAAAUAUGAAUGCGCUGCCUGCCGCCACAGGAAAAGGCAGCAAGCAUUCGCGGAAGGACGGCAAUCGCCUCCACAGCAGCUACCCCAUCCGGAAACACUCCCUACGGUGGGGAAGUGCAGCAGUUCAACAAUCCCCUUCAGCGGCCCAGAGUCAGUUUGCCAUUCCCCCGAAGUCUUUGCAUCAGAAAACGCCGAAGUCGAGAAAGGUCAUGGAGGCCCUUUCAUCCAGAGCCAGCCGCUGGACGAUGAAGCGGAUGACAGCCAAGGAAGAACCAGAUUUGAAGAUACGUCUUGCGUGUCCAACGGAGAAAGCGUUGGCAACAGCACGAGUUUUGGGGGAGCCUCCCUUUGCCGCAGUGCCGUUCAUCUGCCACUUGUACUCCAGCUCCCUCUUGGCAGUGGUAACGAAGAGAACAACUUUACCUGCACUUGCUGGGCUGGAAAUUGUAGCGAUAGAAUCGCGAUUGCUACCCCAGUUUCCCUGCGGCAGAUGUUAGUGGACGCGUCCGCGAUGCUGCUCCGCCAGCGAGCGGAGCACCGUUGCUUCCUGCCUUUUCUCUUCCAGCACCAGAUGCAGCCAAAUAGAACGCUUAAGCUGCGAGGAUUACAGGAGUGGGAAAGGGACGAGCAACGACAGCGGCAGCAACAGGAGCACAUGGAAGCUCUUGUGGAGAUGCGCCAGGGGCAAAUCAAUAACAACCCACAUGCAGCCACAAAGCAGCAUUUGCAAAGACAGCUGGACAAGCUACGACAGCAACUGCGAAGAAUGCAGCGGCAGCUACUGCAUCUGCAAGAGAGAAGGUUUCUGCAAAGGCUGCUACGGGAUGAAACAGCGGUAUCCCACUUUCUCACUCUACCUGACAAUACCUUACUUAUACCGAACGGCACCACAGAAACAGAAGAAAAGGAGGAAAUGCUCUCUCACAGGACUCAGAUGGGUCUCCUGGUAGCUUUCAUGAUUGGUGUUGGUGUUCUUCUAUUUACUACUAUCAAGCGCAGCAAUCACUGA